AUGUAUAUGGUUGUCUCUGGUAUACCCGGUAUCUCUGGCAUUCGCCUCGGAACCAAGUUUUCUUCCAAAUCCUUCACUGUUGCUUGCUCACUUUACCUGCCCGUGGUUGCACCGGAAGCGAGCCUUGAUUACACGAAUCAAGAGCGUACUACAGGCGUAGAAGUGACGAAGAGUGACAAGCGAGUGACCUUGCUCAGCUCGAGGCGCCGGGAGCGACCUGCUUUGCAAACAAACCAACCACACCCAAAUAAAAAGGGGACGCCCUGCACGACCGUCAAGCUGGCGUCCGCAACUCCCAACUUCCUUUCCUUUUUCUUUUCUUCUCUCCUCGCCCUGCCCACCACCUCCGUCACAUCGGUAUUAAAAGCCAUCAGCACCGCUCUCUCGUCCGCUAUCUCGCUCUUCCACGCGUCUCCUUCAACCAGAGCUCUCGCAAGGCAAAAGACCGCUUCAUCAGCUGCCAUUUCCGCGUCAGCAUCCGGCAAGAUGCCAUCCAAGAAGGCCAUCCAUUUCGGCGGCGGCAACAUCGGCCGUGGCUUCGUUGCCGAGUUCCUUCACGAGUCAGACUAUGAGGUCGUCUUCAUUGACGUGAUGGACCAGGUCAUUGAGAACCUACAGAAGUCAGAGUCCUAUACCGUUACCGAGAUCAGCUCCGCCGGUGAGAACGUCAAGAAGAUCACCAACUACCGCGCCAUCAACUCGAAAUAUAACAUGGAGGAUGUCAUUCGUGAAAUCGCCACCGCGGAAGUUGUCACCUGUGCUGUCGGACCUAAUAUCCUUAAGUUCAUCGCCUCUCCUAUUGCAAAGGGUAUUGAUGCCCGCACUAUCGAGCGCCCUCUUGCCGUCAUUGCGUGUGAGAAUGCCAUUGGAGCCACAGACACUCUGGCCUCUUUUAUCAAAGAGCACACAGAUAAGGACCGACUUGCCACCCUCUCCGACCGUGCUCGCUUUGCCAACUCUGCUAUUGACCGAAUUGUGCCUACUCAGGACCCCGAUGCGGGCUUGAACGUCAAGAUCGAGAAGUUCUAUGAGUGGGCUGUUGACCAGACUCCUUUUGGUGACUGGGGCCACCCAGACAUUAAAGCCAUUCACUGGGUUGACAACCUUGAGCCGUACAUCGAACGCAAGCUCUACACUGUGAACACCGGCCACGCCACUGCUGCCUACUAUGGGUAUAAUUCUGGAAAAAAGACCAUCUACGAGGCCCUGUCUGACCCCCGUAUCAAGAAGGUGGUUGAUGACGCCCUUAGCGAGACUUCCCGGCUCAUUAUUGAUAAGCACGGCAUUCCAGAACAGGAGCAGCGUGCUUACGUCAGUGCCAUUAUCGAACGUAUCUCUAACCCAUACCUCGAAGACGUCGUAGAGCGUGUUGGCCGUGCUCCCGUCCGCAAGCUUGGUCGAAAGGAACGUUUCAUUGGUCCUGCUGCCCAGCUCGCUGAGAGAGGUCAGAAGGUUGAUGCUCUUAUGGGUGCCGUCGAGCAGGCUCUGCGUUUCCAGAACGUCCCUGGUGAUGAUGAGAGCACUGAGCUGGCCAAGAUCCUUCGUGAGGAGAACUGCGAAUCCGCCGCCCAGAAGCUGACUUCGCUGGAACCAAACCACCCUCUGUACGACCGCGUUGUGGAGAAGAGAAAUGAUGCCAUCCGUCUUGUAACUCAGCACAAGAACCUUGGAGAAGCGAUGCCUAUCGGUCCUGUGAAGCUGCACAAGCAUCUGCAACUCGACAGUCGAAAACGAAAUCAACAAACGCCUCCUAGCAUCAGCAAACAAACAACCAGAGGAGCGUCUCUUCCUCUAUGA
Messenger RNA from Nannizzia gypsea CBS 118893, 1797 nucleotides. RefSeq lists its product as hypothetical. The transcript is spliced from 3 exons. Gene Ontology annotation, molecular function: mannitol-1-phosphate 5-dehydrogenase activity. Gene Ontology annotation, biological process: mannitol catabolic process. The record is from RefSeq and is a predicted model, not a curated record. Bases 1 to 1797 code for a protein of 598 amino acids. NCBI's taxonomy places the organism in Eukaryota, Fungi, Ascomycota, Eurotiomycetes, Onygenales, Arthrodermataceae. Gene Ontology annotation, cellular component: cytosol.